Messenger RNA from Asparagus officinalis (garden asparagus), 669 nucleotides. RefSeq lists its product as uncharacterized. The transcript has a single exon. NCBI's taxonomy places the organism in Eukaryota, Viridiplantae, Streptophyta, Magnoliopsida, Asparagales, Asparagaceae. Bases 1 to 669 code for a protein of 222 amino acids. The record is from RefSeq and is a predicted model, not a curated record.
AUGAGAGUAGAAGAAAGACUCGAUGAUUUUCUUACUAGAUUCACUAAUGUUAUAAAUCAAUUAAAAACAUAUGGUGAAGAUGUAACAAAUCAAAGAGUAGUUCAAAAUAUUCUUAUUUCUCUCUCUAGUAGAUAUGACCUCAUUGUAAGUGUGAUAGAAGAAACAAAAGAUAUGAAGAAGCUUUCAUUACAAGAGGCAAUCACAUCCAUCAAGGCGUUUGACCAAAAGCUUGAGAAGAGGAAUAAAGCUUCUACCAUGGAGAGAGCCUUCCAAAGCUUCAUCAUGAGCUCAAAUCAACAACAGAGCCAGAAGCAAAAGAAGAAGAAGAAAGGAGGCAAGCCCAAUUUAGCUCCAAAGCCUCAACAACAACAACAAAGUGGUAACUCCCAACAAGGUAGCAAAUCCACAUAUAGAACUUGCGGCAAGUCUCAUCAAGGGAAGUGCUGGUUCGAGGAGAAGCCCAAGUGCACCAACUGCUCCAGAUUUGGGCAUACCAAAGAGCAGUGCAGGACUCAAGGAAAUCAAAACCAAAACCGCCGGCAAGUCUUAGCAAACCAAGAAGAGGACGGCGAAGGUAAUGUUUUCUUUGCUUGUCAUGGAGGAAAAGAUAGUGAUGGUAGUCUUUGGUAUAUUGACAGUGGCUGUAGUAACAACAUGACCGCGAACUGA